AUGGCCACCAUCACCGCUGUGCACGCUAGGCAGAUCUUCGAUAGCCGCGGCAACCCCACCGUUGAGGUCGACGUUACCACCGAGAAGGGCCUGUUCCGCGCUGCCGUGCCCUCUGGUGCCUCCACUGGCAUCUACGAGGCCAUCGAGCUCAGGGAUGGCGACAAGUCCAAGUGGCUCGGCAAGGGUGUCACCAAGGCCGUCUCGAACGUCAACGAGGUGAUCGCCCCCAAGAUCAUCGGCAAGGACGUCACCAAGCAGGAGGAGCUCGACAACCUGCUGCUCGAGAUCGACGGCACCGAGAACAAGGGCAACCUCGGAGCCAACGCCAUCCUCGGCGUGUCGAUGGCCGUGUGCAAGGCCGGCGCUGCCGUUAAGGGCGUGCCUCUGUACCGCCACAUCGCCGACCUGGCCGGCAAGAAGGAGGCCGUCACGCUGCCCGUGCCCGCCUUCAACAUCAUCAACGGCGGCUCGCACGCCGGCAACAAGCUGGCCAUGCAGGAGUUCAUGAUCCUCCCCGUCGGCGCCUCGUCCUUCACCGAGGCCAUGCGCAUGGGCGUCGAGGUGUACCACAACCUCAAGAACGUCAUCAAGGAGAAGUACGGCCAGGACGCCACCAACGUCGGCGACGAGGGCGGCUUCGCCCCCAACAUUCAGGGUAACGACGAGGGUCUCGAGCUCUGCAAGGUCGCCAUUGAGAGGGCUGGCUACACCGGCAAGGUCAAGCUCGGCAUGGACGUGGCCGCCUCUGAGUUCUACAAGGAGGGCAAGUACGACCUCGACUUCAAGAACCCCUCCAGCGACGCCAGCCAGCACAAGACCGGCGCUGAGCUCGCCGAGCUGUACGCCUCGUUCACGCGCAACUACCCCGUCAUCUCCAUCGAGGAUCCCUUCGACCAGGACGAUUGGGAGUCCUACACCACGCUCACCGAGGCUCUCGGCAAGGAUGUGCAAAUCGUGGGUGACGAUCUCCUGGUGACGAACCCCAAGCGCAUUGAGACCGCUCUGGAGAAGAAGGCCUGCAACGCGCUUCUCCUCAAGGUCAACCAGAUCGGUUCCGUCACGGAGGCCAUCAAGGCGUGCCUGGUCUCGCAGGCCGCCGGUUGGGGCGUGAUGGUGUCGCACAGGAGCGGUGAGACCGAGGACACCUUCAUCGCUGACCUCGUGGUCGGCCUCGGCACCGGCCAGAUCAAGACCGGCGCCCCGUGCAGGUCCGAGAGGCUCGCCAAGUACAACCAGCUCCUCAGGAUCGAGGAGGAGCUCGGCGCCUCCGCCAAGUACGCCGGCGAGGGCUUCAGGAACCCCCAGUAG
Messenger RNA from Acanthamoeba castellanii str. Neff, 1308 nucleotides. RefSeq names its product Enolase, Cterminal TIM barrel domain containing protein. Gene Ontology annotation, biological process: glycolytic process. The record is from RefSeq and is a predicted model, not a curated record. Bases 1 to 1308 code for a protein of 435 amino acids. Gene Ontology annotation, molecular function: phosphopyruvate hydratase activity; magnesium ion binding. Gene Ontology annotation, cellular component: phosphopyruvate hydratase complex. Lineage: Eukaryota; Discosea; Longamoebia; Acanthamoebidae. The transcript has 6 exons.